AUGGCCCAGGCCAAGAUCAGCGCCAAAGCCAGCGAGGGGGCGCAGCAGCAGCAGACCGGCGGGCAGCUCCGAGGCCGCUUCUACCGCUCCACCUCCAUGGCGGACCGCUCGAGCCGCCUGCUCGAGAACCUGGACCAGCUGGAGCUCAGGGUAGAGGCUUUCCGUGACGCAGCAUCUGCUAUGGAACAAGAGAAAGAAAUCCUGCUAGAAAUGAUCCACAAUAUCCAGAACAGCCAGGAUAUGAGGCACAUCAGCGAAGGUGAGAGAGAAGAACUUAAUUUGACGGCUAAUCGUCUGAUGGGCCGAACCCUCACCGUGGAGGUUUCUGUAGAAACCAUCCGAAACGCCCAGCAGCAGGAAUCCCUACUGCAUGCCACGAAGAUGAUCGAUGAAAUUGUCAAUAAACUUCUAGAUGAUUUGGAAGAUGCCAAAAUCCGCUUAAUGUCGCUUUACGGUGCGUGCACAUCUGACGUGCCAGCAGGACCCAUCGAUCAGAAAUUUCAGUCUGUGGUAAUUGGAUGUGCCAUUGAGGAUCAGAAGAAAAUCAAAAGGCGGCUAGAGACUCUGCUCAGAAACUUAGAAAAUUCUGAAAAGUCCAUCACGUUGUUGGAGCAUCAGAAAUCAUCUGUUCGACAGUCUUGCAACAGCAAACAGGAUUAAACUAUCCUCCUGGCUACUUCUGGCAAAUUGCAGGAUAAGCAAAUCUCCAUAAAAAGCACACAGAAGCUAAGAAAAUUCUCUGUAUGAGCACGCGCGUAUAUACGCAUGCACACACACCAAAGCAUCUUUGAUUGCGAGGUGCGGGCAUUUAAUGGGUUUUGGUAGCAUUGGCAUUUUCUUUCAGCAAUAAAGAAUGCUAUCAGGAGUUCUCCUGUAGAGUCGAUACCACUCUGUUGCAAAUUGUAAUUGUGCUUCUGCUGAACUGUCAGAAAGCGUCAAAAUCUAGCCUUUCCUCCAUUCUCCUGGGUUUUUUUUUAAACUAAAGUUGACUUGUCAUAUAGUGAGAUUUCAGCUUUCCUCUGCUGUAUACAUAGUGCGCAAACUAGACUUUUGGGGAAAAAAAGAGAAAUCAUGGCAAUAAAUCAAAAACAUUAAUAAACUGUAUAUUGUAUUUUCAUAAACAACACACUGUCCUAC
Molecule: messenger RNA, 1137 nt
Organism: Gavia stellata (red-throated loon)
Lineage: Eukaryota; Metazoa; Chordata; Aves; Gaviiformes; Gaviidae
Gene: BAG2
Product: BAG cochaperone 2
Exons: 3
Coding region: 1-660 (219 amino acids)
Biological process (GO): protein stabilization
Molecular function (GO): adenyl-nucleotide exchange factor activity; protein-folding chaperone binding
Source: RefSeq, a predicted model, not a curated record